This is a messenger RNA of Saimiri boliviensis boliviensis (Bolivian squirrel monkey), 3248 nucleotides long. It is a transcript of the gene HDAC8, whose product is annotated as histone deacetylase 8. The record is from RefSeq and is a predicted model, not a curated record. Gene Ontology annotation, molecular function: histone deacetylase activity. Gene Ontology annotation, biological process: heterochromatin formation. Lineage: Eukaryota; Metazoa; Chordata; Mammalia; Primates; Cebidae.
GCGGCCGAUCAGAGGAGCAGGAACUGGAUCCCUGGCCGAGUCCUAAAAAAGCCAGAUCUGGACGGUGGCUGCGGAACGGUUGUAAGUGGAAGAUGGAAGAGCCGGAGGAACCGGAGGAUAGUGGGCAGUCGCUGGUCCCGGUUUAUAUCUAUAGUCCCGAGUAUGUCAGUAUGUGUGACUCCCUGGCCAAGAUCCCCAAACGGGCCAGUAUGGUACAUUCUUUGAUUGAAGCAUACGCACUGCAUAAGCAAAUGAGGGUAGUUAAGCCCAAAGUGGCCUCCAUGGAGGAGAUGGCCACCUUCCACACUGAUGCUUAUCUGCAGCAUCUCCAGAAGGUCAGCCAAGAGGGCGAUGAUGAUCAUCCGGACUCCAUAGAAUAUGGGCUAGGUUAUGACUGCCCAGCCACUGAAGGGAUAUUUGACUAUGCAGCAGCUGUAGGAGGAGCUACGAUCACAGCUGCCCAGUGCCUGAUUGAUGGAAUGUCCAAAGUAGCAAUUAACUGGUCUGGAGGGUGGCAUCAUGCAAAGAACAACUUGUUUUCUUACAGAGAUGAAGCAUCUGGUUUUUGUUAUCUCAAUGAUGCUGUCCUGGGAAUAUUACGAUUGCGACGGAAAUUUGAGCGUAUUCUCUACGUGGAUUUGGAUCUGCACCAUGGAGAUGGUGUAGAAGACGCCUUCAGUUUCACCUCCAAAGUCAUGACUGUGUCCUUGCACAAAUUCUCCCCGGGAUUUUUCCCAGGAACAGGUGAUGUGUCUGAUGUUGGCCUGGGGAAGGGACGGUACUACAGUGUAAAUGUGCCCAUUCAGGAUGGCAUACAAGAUGAAAAAUAUUACCAGAUCUGUGAAAGUGUACUAAAGGAAGUAUACCAAGCCUUUAAUCCCAAAGCAGUGGUCUUACAGCUGGGAGCUGACACAAUAGCUGGGGAUCCCAUGUGCUCCUUUAACAUGACUCCAGUGGGAAUUGGCAAGUGUCUUAAGUACGUCCUUCAAUGGCAAUUGGCAACACUCAUUUUGGGAGGAGGAGGCUAUAACCUUGCCAACACGGCUCGAUGCUGGACAUACUUGACCGGGGUCAUCCUAGGGAAAACACUAUCCUCUGAGAUCCCAGAUCAUGAGGUUCUUUUCCUGUGUUCUGAGUUCUCUCUGGAGUACAGAUCGUAGUUGGAAGGAGAGAAGGAGAGAAGCAUGAAUGAUCUCCAGAUCCUCUGAAAGAUGUGAAGUCUUUCAGGUGGUUUCUGGCGUAUUCUUCCUCCAUCUGAAAGCAGCCCAAUAGGGCACUUCUGUAGCUAAUGCCUUAACUCCAAGAAGUGACUAAUAAUGAGACAUUUGUGCCACCUGGUAAGCUGGCAGGGGUGAAUGGUUAGGGCAAGUGUAAUAUUCAGUGCCUGCAACAUCAUAAGGAUGUCUGUCUGUGUAGAGUUGGUGCCUGCUGUUGUGGCACCAUGAAGGGUCUAGCAAGAAUUGCUAUCUAUAGAUUUGACCUAAGAGAUGCACCACUUUUACUACAUUCAAAGUAAGCAGACCUUUAUUAAGCACUUACUAUGUGCAAAGCCUUGUUAGGUUUCUAUGAAGUUCUCUGUAAUGUAUUAAUAGAUGUCUUUUUCAAAGUGGUCUGGGAAUUUCAGCAGUCAUUUACUGACUACUGCUAUAUGCAGGUGUUGUGCUGGGGAUACCAAUAUGAAUCAGAGGUGUGCCCUGAUUUAUGGAGCUCAGAGUAAAGUGUGAGAAAUAAAAAAAUUACAGUACAGUGUGAGAGUAGAGGUUCCUUGCAAAGAGCUUUGCGAAUGUAUAGAGGAGAAUGAUUAAUUUGCUCAGGAGGUGUCAAAAGGGUUCACAAAGGAGAUGAUAUUUGAGCUGUUAUUUAAAGAGAGGGUAGGAUUUCACCAGGCAGACAGGAAAGGGGGAAGAGAAUUCCAAGCAGAGGGAACAGUGUGUGCAAAAGCUCAUUAAAGCAUUUAGAGAGUUCUUUUUACCAUCACUUGAGAGGGCAAAUAUAAGUUGUACUAAUGUUGAGUUUGGAUUUUUUCCUCAUGAUUACAUUGCCAUUUUUAAACACAGGACAUGGCAUUUUAAAGCAAUGACAAGAAAAGGCCUGAUACAUUUGAAAGCUCUUCUUAUUAAGCUGUGAUGCUUUAUCCAGUGCCUUGCACAUAUAGCAGGCCCUCAAUAAAUGCUUGCUGAAUGAUGAGUUCCCUAUCUCUUUCCAUUUAUAAAUUACUGCUCUGUCAAGGAUCAGCUUACAAAGCAAAACUUCUGCCUGUGAGUUAGGAAUGGGUAUUCACAGUUCUGCUCUCUGUCACUCCAGCUUCCUCUACUCUUGUGAAGAGUGAUUUCUGCCAGUGGGCCUUAACUGUGUUUCUGAGAAGUGGGGAAAACUACUCUUGCUUUGAGUCCUCAGUAACACAGAUUCCUACAUGGAGGGCCUCUAUAUCAUUGAAAUCCAAAUAAGUGCCAUUUAAACAGGAUAGUCCUCAUGUCGAUGACAUAGGAGUUGAUGUCCAAGGAACUUUAGUGAUACUGGCUAAUACAGGCACAUCUCACAUUUUAAAUUUUAUAGUAUAGUCUAAAUACGAUUGAUCAAACACUUUCCAUGGCAGUAAUAAAGAUAUGAGAUGUCUGUGCUGAACAGCCUUGACAGCGAAAUAUGGUACUGCCUGUUCUGUUUUUUAAGGAAGAGAAGAUAAACUUUUAUUAUUUUUAUAAAUUAUGCAAUAACCUUUAGGGUAGCAAUGAAUUUUUGCCUUGAAAAUCACCAGGGAAUAGAUGACAGAAAAUGUAGUUAGACAUAAACCAUUUGCAAAUUAUAGGCAAGUACACUUGUAACCCUUUUACUGGGUAUCUGGAUCCAGUCUUUGGGAAAAUUUCCAUUAGGGAAUCUUGUUUCAUUGUGACUCUAAAACGUAUCAGAAAUAUACUUCUUCAGUUCCAAACCUUGGCACCUAAGUGACUAGCUCUUUCAGGCCUAAUCUCUAUAGCUACACUUUUCUAGUGGCCACAGUACCAGGCCACAGAAUGUAAUGUCUUUCAUCCUCUGAGCUACACUAGGAAUUUAUCAUUCCACAAAUAGUCAUUGAGUGCUUCCUUGAGCCAAGCACAAUGCUAGGUACACUGUGCUUGAAGUAAAUAAAACAGCUAUACACUAUAGGGUGACUAUAAUUAACUAUAAUUUAUUAUGUAUUUUCAAAUAGCUAGAAAAGUGAUUUUGAAUGUUCGCAACACCAAGAAAUAUAAUAAAUGUUUGAUGUGAUG